Messenger RNA from Puccinia graminis f. sp. tritici CRL 75-36-700-3, 1165 nucleotides. RefSeq lists its product as uncharacterized. NCBI's taxonomy places the organism in Eukaryota, Fungi, Basidiomycota, Pucciniomycetes, Pucciniales, Pucciniaceae. The record is from RefSeq and is a predicted model, not a curated record. The transcript is spliced from 6 exons. The coding region runs from base 61 to 786 and encodes 241 amino acids.
UCCACAACCAACCAGGACACAUAAAUACACAAAAGCCAACCAGGAUACAUAAGCACCAAGAUGAUAUCGAAAUCAGAACAAAAAGACUUACAUCUACUCACCAUGUCUACGCCGAAUGGCAAGAAGGUACAGAUAGCAUUAGAAGAGCUUAAGUUGGUUUAUGAUGACAUCUCUUUUUCCCAUGAGAUGAUCGAUAUCAGAACAAACCAACAAAAAUCCGAAGAGUUUUUGAAGGUCAAUCCAAAUGGUCGAAUUCCCGCUUUGAUUGAUAACAAGUGCAAAGCGCUCAACGACCCGUCUGCGCCCUUCACAGUGAUGGAAAGCGCCGCCAUCUUGCUGUACUUGGCCAAGAAAGUCGAUAAAAACCACGUCUUCGGAUUCGAAGACGAUCUAGAGCGCUCCGAGGCAUUACAGUGGCUGUUCUUCGGGAUGGCUGGCGUUGGUCCGAUGCAAGGACAAUUAAAUCAUUUCACCCGUUACGCGCCCGAAAAACUGCCUUACGCCAUGAAACGCUAUCAUGACGAAACCCUCAGAUUGUAUGGUGUCUUAGAAAUCCAAUUAAGUGGCAAAUACACUGGGGUCAAAAAGAAAUAUUUGGCCGGCAAGGGAGAAGGGAAAUACUCGUGGGCAGACAUGGCCAUUUGGCCAUGGGUUGACAUUUACACCAUAUCAGGUAUCACCGACGAUGAAAUGAACCAAUUUCCUUGCUUGAUGGAGUGGCUCAAAUCGAUCCGCGAGAGACCCGGUGUGAAAGAAGGUUGCUCAAGCAAGUACGACUUAAAAUAAUCUUGGAGGAUGAUUAUCUUAGCAGAACGUCUCGCCUACCUGAGGGCUGGAGGACUGAACUAUCACUAUCCCGACCAAGAAAAGAUAUCGCAAAAGAAGUUCAUUUGGUCUGUUAAAUUAUGCUACCCCCAUCACUUUUGUAAACAAAGUGUCUCAGUUGUGUUGUCAACACAACAUGACUGUUGGCAAGACUGCAUCACAUUGGUAAACCCGGUGCUAAAGGUAUUGAUAUUACUUGAAUUAAAAGAAAAAAUCACGCUGUUCUAUCAAUCAUGUAGUAGGUAGAACAUUUCUGUACCUCCUACAUAUAUCACGUUGUACUUAACCCUGCUUUGAAAUAAGAAGUUAUCCCUGAAAUGAAAAAGUGUUCUGAGUCAAC